Molecule: messenger RNA, 854 nt
Organism: Cornus florida
Lineage: Eukaryota; Viridiplantae; Streptophyta; Magnoliopsida; Cornales; Cornaceae
Exons: 3
Coding region: 120-695 (191 amino acids)
Source: RefSeq, a predicted model, not a curated record
UUCCUCUACUUAUCCACCACUAUUUAAAAUCCUUCAUCUCAGUACUUCAUAGUUGAAACUUGGAUGAGAAUGUGUUUCUGAAUCUCUCUUUCUAAUCACUCCAUAGCAUAAUAAAAGACAUGGUUACAUUGGCUUCAUCGUCUCUGUGCACUUCAAAUUUCUCAGUCCACAGUUCAAGAACGCACAACCCAUGUCACCCAAAACCAUUUCCAGCUUCUGGGCAUUUGAAAUCUCUUGACCCAUCACUCGUCACUGCAAAAAAUCAUCAAAGGAAGAGCAAUUCACGCCGCAGAUUAACCGUGUUUGCAGUUACCGAAGGGUCUGCAAAAAAGUCGAGCAAGUCCGAGGAAGAAUCAAUCCCUUCAUGGGCGAGUCCGGACUCAGACGAACCCCCACCUUGGGCUCGCGACGAAGCCAGUGCUCAGAAUUCUUCGCAACAGGGCUUUGAGAUUCCCUUCUACGUUUACUUACUUGCCUCUGCCAUUACUGCAAUCGCCGCCAUUGGUUCUGUAUUUGAGUACUUGAAUCAGCGGCCUGUUUUCGGAGUUUUGAAUUCAGAUAGCAUCUUUUAUGCUCCAUUGCUAGGAUUCUUUGCAUUUACAGGCAUCCCUACUUCUGCGUUUCUGUGGUUCAAAUCUGUUGAAGCUGCUAACAAGGACGCUGAGGAACAAGAUAGGAGAGAUGGCUAUAUGUGAAGCCAAAUCCAUAAUCAGUGUUAUUGAACAUGAACCUUUUCCUGAGUUAAUCUUAAGUUUCCUUUGUGUCCAAUUUUUCUGUUAAAUCUGGUUCUGCUCUGUAAGAUGCACAAACACUGCAUUGGAAAUGACUAUAUACCACCUGUGUUUCUCAGCUUA